This is a messenger RNA of Erythranthe guttata (spotted monkey flower), 825 nucleotides long. RefSeq lists its product as uncharacterized. The record is from RefSeq and is a predicted model, not a curated record. NCBI's taxonomy places the organism in Eukaryota, Viridiplantae, Streptophyta, Magnoliopsida, Lamiales, Phrymaceae. Gene Ontology annotation, biological process: cell surface receptor signaling pathway.
AUGGCGGACACAGUAAUCGAAAUCCUGACGAAGCUGAAGCAGAAAGCCGACGAGGUUGUGAAGACGGCGGAGCGAGCCAGCGUUUUCCAGCAAGACUGCCUGGAUAUCAAGUCCAAGACGGAGUAUCUCUCAUUCAGGAUCCCCCUGCUCCGCCGCGCGGCGGCGCGUGCACAACACGACCUCUACGAGCGUCCCACGCGCCGCAUCAUCUACAACACCGACCAGGUCCUCGACGAUGCCCUCGCCCUCGUCAGCAAGUGCCGCGCCAGCGCCCUCCGCCGCGUCUUCACCGCCUGUACCACCACACCCACCGCCGCCUUCGUCGUGAUCUCCUCGCAGCUCAGCAGCUCAAUCGGCGACGUCACCUGGCUCAUCGACGCCGCCCCCGACGACGACGACCGUUACCCAGGCGGCGUGUACUUCGGCCUCCCACCCAUCGCCGCCCCGCAGCCGAUCAUCUGCCUCAUCUGGGAGCAGAUCUCCAUCCUCUGCUACGGUUCGAUCGAAGAGCGAACCGGCGCCGCCGCGUUCCUGGUAGUAUUAGCUAGUGACAAUGAUUGGUACGGACAGUUAAUAAUCGAAGAAGGCGGCGUCGCGCCGCUGCUGAAGUUGGCGGAAGAAGGGAGAACCGAAGACCAGGUCAACGCCGCCAGGGUAAUCGGCCUCGCCGGAAGGGAUCCAAAAAGCGUCGACAAAAUCACGAACGCCGGCGCGUGGAAGGUGUUUGCGAAAAUUCUCAAAGAAGGGCACGUCAAUGUGCAGAUAGUGGUGGCGUGGGCUUUGUCGGAGUUGGCCGCCCACGACCACCGCCGGGAAUAUUAUUAA